Messenger RNA from Lacerta agilis (Sand lizard), 1664 nucleotides. It is a transcript of the gene CETP, whose product is annotated as cholesteryl ester transfer protein. The transcript is spliced from 16 exons. The record is from RefSeq and is a predicted model, not a curated record. Lineage: Eukaryota; Metazoa; Chordata; Lepidosauria; Squamata; Lacertidae. Gene Ontology annotation, biological process: phospholipid homeostasis; reverse cholesterol transport; very-low-density lipoprotein particle remodeling. Bases 154 to 1653 code for a protein of 499 amino acids. Gene Ontology annotation, cellular component: high-density lipoprotein particle. Gene Ontology annotation, molecular function: triglyceride binding; cholesterol binding; cholesterol transfer activity.
GCUGGUCUGGAGCAAGGAAGUGGGUCAUGUCCUGCCUGAGGAGGAGUAGAGCCAUGGGGAGUACAAGGGAGGCAGCUACCUUUCUGGUGGGGACAGUGGAAGGCAGUCGCUCUUGGGAUCUGCAACUCUGGCUUUGGCAAGUAUCAGAAAAGGAUGGCAAGAAUCCUGAUUAUGUUAGUGAGUCUGCUCAGCAACUCAUUGGCUUGCAGUGCUGAGCCAUCGUCUUUCAGGGACACAGGUGUUGUCUUCCGAAUGACGAAGCCCGCUGUACUAGUGCUCAAUGAGAAAACUGCUCACAUCAUACAGACAGCCUUCCAGCAUGCAGACUACCCAGACAUCAAGGGGGAGAAGUCUAUGCGGUUUCUUGGGAAGAUUGCCUAUGGAUUGAAAAACAUCCAUAUUGGACAACUGACUAUAGAAAACACCACAGUUGACCUCAAGGAGGACGACGCCAUCAACAUCGGAAUUCAGAAUGUUUCUGCUUCCUUCCAAGGAACCCUCAGCUAUGGCUACAUGGGUGGCUGGCUGGUGAAGCUCAUCCAUUCUAUUGACUUCGAAAUAGAGUCAUCCAUUGAUCUGCAGAUAAACGUUAAAUUGUCGUCGGACGAGGGGCGUGUGAUAGUGGACACCUCGGACUGUUACCUGACUUUCCACAAGCUGGCCCUGCAUCUACAAGGAGACAAAGACCCAGGAUGGAUAAAACAGCUUUUUACAAACUUCAUCUCAUUUACCUUGAAGCUCGUUCUCAAAAACCAGGUGUGUAAAGAAAUUAACUUUAUUUCUCAGCUGCUGGCAGAUUAUGUGCAUGAGACAUCAGCCAACUUCCUUAAAGAUGGGGAUAUCGGAGUAGAUAUUUCUGUGACCUCAUCUCCGGCAAUCAAAGCAAAUUACAUAGAAUCGCACCACAAGGGCCUUGUCGUGUACCGGAACCAUUCAGGCAUCUUCCAUGACUCUGCCUUCACACCGUCUCUGCUGACUGAUUCCAAAAUGGUCUAUUUCUGGUUUUCAGACCAAGUCCUCAAUUCUCUGGCCUUGGCAGCUUUUCUAGAUAAGCGCCUGGAGUUAACACUCACAGGGGAAAAAUUAAAGGAAAUGUUUGAAAUUGAAGAGCUGAAAACUCAACAGGAGAUUGUGCAAAAGAUUUUUCGGGGUGCCUCCUACAACGACUCCCUGGCUAAGGUGUGGAGCCUUGACCCUCCUCAGAUUAUCCUCCAGCCCGAAGGAACCAUUGUGAAGUCAUCUGUGGCUGUGGAGCUCAGUGUUCCUCUGCAAGGCGAAGGUCCCCCCUCUGUAGCUUUGUAUUCUGAAAAGGAAGUCACCGUCACAAUCCAAGCUUCGUAUAUGCAAAAAAACCUAUACCUGCAUCUCUCCGAGGCCACGACAGAGAUCAAAAAGCUUAAGCGUGCCGCGGAUAUAGCUGUGAAUGAUGAAACUCUAAAGCACAUUUUGGAGAAAAUUGUCUUAGUUGCUGGGAUCCCAGAAGUGGUAUCAAGAUUCGAGAGGGGUGUAAGUUCCCUGUUGAACAGCAAAGGACUCUACCAUUUCAACAUCAUUGAUCCUGAGAUAGUAACCAAAAAGGGACACUUAAUUCUCCAGAUGGACUUUGGCUUCCCACACCAUUUGCUUGUAGAGUUUCUGAAGAUUACUUUGUAGAAGGAAGAGGA